Molecule: messenger RNA, 949 nt
Organism: Anneissia japonica
Lineage: Eukaryota; Metazoa; Echinodermata; Crinoidea; Comatulida; Comatulidae
Product: NADH dehydrogenase [ubiquinone] iron-sulfur protein 4, mitochondrial-like
Exons: 5
Coding region: 1-615 (204 amino acids)
Biological process (GO): electron transport chain
Source: RefSeq, a predicted model, not a curated record
AUGGCAGCAAGUCUGUCUUUGAGAGCACACUGGUUCCCAAGUCUCCCGGAACUUUCAGGAGUCUCUCAGAAAUCGGGAUGUUCUCCUGCACUCCCUGCAAACAAGCAAGAAUCUACCGGAAAUAAACCAUCUCCAGCAAACUCAUUAUUUUCACAUGAAUUCACUGCUUUAUUAUCAAUUGUCUCAAAGAAGUCUGAGCCAAUGGGUCUGAGACAAAUUCACCUUACAGUAUCGCACUUGUUUUAUUGUUUUACACAGACUGACAUUCGGGCAGUUUCUGGAAUUCCAGAGGAGCAUAUCAAGACACGAAGAGUGAGGAUCUUUGUCCCAGCCCCGGCUGCUACCCAGUCAGGAACAAAUGACACCCAUUGCUGGAAACUUGAAUUUGAAACACGGGAGCGAUGGGAAAAUCCUUUAAUGGGCUGGACUUCCUCAGGUGAUCCAUUGUCAAAUAUAGGUAUAUCAUUCGAUUCUAAAGAGCAGGCUAUUAGCUUUGCCGAAAAAAAUGGAUGGUGGUAUGAAGUUGAUGAACCAGUACCUAAAAAACCAGUAAAGCCUAAGUCUUACGGAGCUAACUUCUCGUGGGGAAAGAGAACACGAACAUCUACUAAAUAAAUAUAAACUUUAUGCCAGAUUAUAUAAUGCCAGUAUCAUAUGGAGUGUUUCAGAUGAAGUUCAAACCCUGCUCGCAUGCAUUGUCUCAAAAUUGGGGAAAACAGCAAAUGUGUCGCAAUUAAUCAAGUAGCAAUGAAGAGGCAAAUGAUUGUAAAGCAAUGUUUGCUUUGCUGAGUGUCUUUGUUUUUGCUAUGGAUUUGUACUGUAGAAGAAUGUUCAAAGGGUUGACAUUCUAGCAAUUGUAAUUACAGUAUUUGUAAAUUCAGUAGAUUCAAGCGCCAUGUGUUACAGUAAUUAUUCCAAGUAAAAAUUAAUAAUUAUUGAUUUUCUGGUU